Molecule: messenger RNA, 1732 nt
Organism: Ricinus communis (castor bean)
Lineage: Eukaryota; Viridiplantae; Streptophyta; Magnoliopsida; Malpighiales; Euphorbiaceae
Product: 7-deoxyloganetic acid glucosyl transferase-like
Exons: 2
Coding region: 114-1583 (489 amino acids)
Molecular function (GO): UDP-glycosyltransferase activity
Source: RefSeq, a predicted model, not a curated record
UCUAGCCGCCAGUGGCCAGUCUCAAUGUUUAGGCCACCUACUACCAUUCUCACUGGAAAGUAAUAUUUUUCAAUACAUGAGAAAGAUAUUUAACGCCCAACUCUGUAAGCCAUAUGUACCACCCACUUCAACACUUCCUUUACUCAGAGAUGGAGCAGUGCUCAAUUCCUCCUCCUCCUCCUCAUGUGUUAAUCUUUCCUGCCCUAGGCCAAGGCCAUGUAAACUCCAUGCUUAAACUAGCUGAGCUUUUAGCCCUUGCCGGUCUAAAGGUUACCUUCCUAAAUUUCGAGUAUAUCCAUGAAAAUCUAUUUCGUUGUUCAGAUGUUCAAGCUCGUUUUGACAAAUAUCCUGGAUUCCAGUUCAAAACCAUACCAAAUUGUUGGCCACCAGGUCGCCGACCUGGAAAUACAUCAGAUACGUUGAGACAGUUAUUAGAGACAAUGAAAAUGCAGAGCACGCCAAUUUUCCAGAAGAUUGUAGUAGAGUGUAACAUUGCUGCACCAAUUAAUUGUAUCAUCGGAGAUAUGUUAAUGGGAUUUGUCUAUGAUGUUGCCAGUGAGGUUGGGAUUCCAGCUAUUCAAUUUCAUACCAUUAGUCCUUGUUCAGUCUGGACGUAUCUUUCUAUUCCUGACGUUCUUGAAGCACAAGAACUUCCUGUCAAAGGAAAAGAAGAUAUGGAUCGAUUGAUAACAAAAGUACCAGGCAUGGAAAACUUUCUCAGGCGUCGAGAUCUUCCAAAUUUUUGCCAAGAAGCUUCAGAUCCUAGCCUCUUAAUCAUCACAAAGGAGAUGAGAGAAUCCCAAGCACUCAUCCUCAACACAUUUGAAGAACUAGAUAAAGAAAUACUUGCACAAAUUCGCACUCACUACCCAAAAACCUACACCAUUGGACCCCUCCACAUGCUCUUGAAAUCAAGACUAACAAGCAUCAAGAAGCAUGCAACCUCCAACAGUAUCGUGGAAAUGGAUAGAAGCUGUAUAAAUUGGUUGGAUAAGCAACCAAAGCGUUCUGUGCUCUUCGUGAGCUUUGGUAGUACUACAUUAAUGACAAGAGACCAAAUGAUGGAAUUCUGGCAUGGUAUUGUUAAUAGCAAGAUAAUGUUUUUGUGGGUUCUAAGGCCUCAGUCUAUCACUGCUAAAGAUGGUGAUGAUCUUGAAAGAUUUCUUGAUGAGUUUGAGGUUGGGCCUAAGGAAAGUGGGUAUAUUGUGAGAUGGGCACCUCAGGAAGAGGUUUUAGGGCACAAGGCAACUGGUGGAUUUUUGACACAUAGUGGAUGGAACUCAACUUUGGAAAGUAUAGCCGCUGGUGUGCCUAUGAUUUGUUGGCCUUAUUUUGGUGAUCAGCAAGUGAACAGUAGGUUUGUGAGUGAGGUUUGGAAGGUGGGCUUGGACAUGAAGGAUGUGUGUGACAGAGAGAUUGUUGAGAAGAUGGUGAUUGAUCUGAUGGUGAAUAGGAGGGAGGAGUUUGUGAGAUCAUCGACUAGGAUGACAGAAGCGGCAAAAAACAGUGUGAAAGAUGGUGGAUCUUCUUCUUGUAAUUUGGAAAGUUUGAUGAAAGAUAUAAGGUUGAUGAACAUGCACUGACACCGUAAAUUACCACAAAUGUGUUCACAAUUCCUGUGUACUUUGUCGCUUACUUUUAUUUACACUCUCUAGAUUAUAAUUUCUUGCUAUUAGCUUGAAUUAUUUAUCUCGUUUAUUUUCUUUUAAACUUUAAUCUUUUCUUUUAUCAA